Molecule: messenger RNA, 1250 nt
Organism: Haliotis rubra (blacklip abalone)
Lineage: Eukaryota; Metazoa; Mollusca; Gastropoda; Lepetellida; Haliotidae
Exons: 2
Coding region: 90-1049 (319 amino acids)
Source: RefSeq, a predicted model, not a curated record
CCUCUGUACUCUCACUGAUAUUGUAAUCAUGAUUUUUUAUUUUGUCCUUACUUAGAGGGAACAGAUAUUUUUUUAAAUAUACAAAAAGAAUGAUAAUCGUAAAAGCUGCUUUGAAUGCCGAGGGUGAAGAAUGCCUAGUUGCCUGCCACAGUACAAGAUUCAGCUGCACGUUUACUCACAAGACACGCCUGUUCCGAGCACUCUUUCUCAGCUGCAGUCACAUGGACAUUGGUUGGCUAUCCCUCUCGUCCUCCUCCUCCAGUCUCCUCAGUGUGCGUCUAUGUCGCCUGCAGUCUGUGCUGCCUGCAACCUGUCCGUCAAUCCAUCAGUCCGUCAGUUGGCCAGUCAGUUGCCUGCUUUGCAUCUCCUCAGAUCGCAGAUUAUCCCGAAAACGAAGUCAGAUGUCUUUGGACCGACUGAAACGCUCUCUAUCAAUGGAGCCGUUACAUGAGCUGUCAACAUCAGCUGGUGCUGCCAACCAGACGUGGAAGUCAAGUUCCUUUAAACGGGAUACGUUAAGCGUUGACAUGGCCAUUUCCCAGACUCCUGUUCAUGUUCCAUCAGUGGAAGUGACCUCCUCACGGAUAAUAGCGGAAACUAUUCCCGAGGAGAUAGAGCGGAAACGCCGAGAGUCAAUGAAACCAGCACCAGGAGAAUUCAGUGAAUUUGUGGUAGGUGCUGAUGAGAUUAAAAUCGAGACUCAUCUGGCAUCGCCGUUGGAGGAGGAGGAGGAUCAUGGGAGGCUGACUGGACUGGAGGACAAGGUUCAUCUCCGUGACGACAGACCAAACUCCACUGAGAGUGUCAUGUCUGCACAUCGCAAGGACGAAGGACUGGGGGAGUCCUUUGACCAGUACUCGGAGGUCAGUGAUUCUUUGUCACGGAACGGCAACUUGAACACGGACACGGUUCCUCACACCGAUGAUGGGAUGCAGCCUGUGACGCUGUCCCCAACAGACUCCCCUUCCAACUCCCCAGCCAGGUUAGGUCCCACAGCUAGUGAAGUGCUGGCAACUAUUUGCUCAAGUAAAAGAGUUACCUUUAUGUAAUGUGAUGGUGUAGACUGAUGUGACUAGCGAUAGAAAUGACAACACAACAUUGUCUACAUCAGCAACAAAUCUGACUAAACUGCUUCAAAUAAUUCGCCACACAAAUUGGUCAUUUCAUUUAUUGUGCCUUGUGACUGUUUAUUUAACUUGGUAUGGAAACUAAAAACAUAGCUUAUAGCUUUAAGUUCCAUUUUCCCCAUU